AUGGCGGACGAGCCAUCCCAGGGCGCGCCUGGCAGCGCCGAAUCAAGAGCUGGCACAGGACUCAAUGCUUUCCUGGCAGCCUUGGCGGCCUCCGUGAUCAUUUUCGCCGUCCAAAUCAGCAUCUUUCUCCUAUUACGGAAUAGACUCGCCCGCAUCUUCAAACCGAAAACAUAUCUCGCCCCCGAGCGCGAACGAACAGACCCACCGCCACGGAAUCCUGUACAACUCAUCAAAACGUUAUGGACCUUCAGCGACCGCGACAUUAUCAGACGGUGCGGCUUAGACGCCUACUUCUUCCUACGAUUUCUCAAGACGUUGCUCAUCAUCUUCGUCCCCAUGAUGUGUAUUCUGAUACCCAUUCUCGUUCCCAUCAACUACAUCGGUGGCGAGGGCCAAGACGUCAUUGGCGGCCGUCCGAAGGGGCAGAACAGCACGAGCAGCAACAACAGACAAACCGGCCCCCCGCGAGGUCUUGACACUCUCACCAUGUCCAACAUUUCACGCGAGAAUUCAAGUCGGUACUGGGCCCAUCUGAUCAUGGCAAUUUUGGUCAUUUCCUGGGUAUGCGUCGUCUUCUACUUCGAACUCCGCGUCUACAUCAAGAUUCGCCAAGAUCACUUGACAAGUGCUGAACAUCGCCUCCGUGCUUCCGCCACAACUGUCCUCGUCAACAACGUGCCCCCAAAAUGGCUCACUGAAGAAGGUAUCAGGGGUCUGUUUGACGUCUUUCCGGGCGGUAUCCGCAAUGUCUGGCUCAACAGAGACUUGGGCCAGCUCCUGGAGAAGAUCGAGCUUCGUACUCAGAUUCACCGACAGCUCGAGUCGGCAGAAACGGACCUCAUCAAGAUGGCCAAGAAGAAUCAACUCAAGCAGAGGAAAAAGGACGAGAAAAAAGCCCGCAAGGCAUCUCAUGGCAAGGCGCCCACCAAGGCCGACAUGGAGCUCAGACGCAAACAAGAAGACGCCGCAGCGCAUCAAAUGGCUGAAGCGGGACAGGGCGCCAGAGCGUGA
Molecule: messenger RNA, 1011 nt
Organism: Verticillium alfalfae VaMs.102
Lineage: Eukaryota; Fungi; Ascomycota; Sordariomycetes; Glomerellales; Plectosphaerellaceae
Exons: 3
Coding region: 1-1011 (336 amino acids)
Cellular component (GO): plasma membrane
Molecular function (GO): calcium-activated cation channel activity
Source: RefSeq, a predicted model, not a curated record